This is a messenger RNA of Galeopterus variegatus (Sunda flying lemur), 1021 nucleotides long. It is a transcript of the gene PRIM2, whose product is annotated as primase, DNA, polypeptide 2 (58kDa). Gene Ontology annotation, biological process: DNA replication, synthesis of primer. The record is from RefSeq and is a predicted model, not a curated record. The coding region runs from base 81 to 947 and encodes 288 amino acids. The transcript is spliced from 9 exons. Gene Ontology annotation, cellular component: alpha DNA polymerase:primase complex. Lineage: Eukaryota; Metazoa; Chordata; Mammalia; Dermoptera; Cynocephalidae.
UUUAAGGCGGAGAGCAAUCCUGGUUUUGAAGGUUGCAAGUCGAGAAAAAAAGGGAGAUCCCUUUGCGGGCGGUGAUCAAGAUGCAGUUUACUGGAGGAAAUCGGAGGAAGCUUAGGUUGGCAGGUGACCAGAGGAAUGCUUGCUACCCUCACAGCCUUCAAUUUUACUUGCAGCCACCUUCUGAAAACAUAUCUUUGAUAGAGUUUGAAAACUUGGCUAUUGCUAGAGUUAAAUUGCUAAAAUCAGUUGAAAAUCUUGGUGUGAGCUAUGUGAAAGGAACCGAGGAAUACCAGAGUAAGUUGGAGGCUGAAAUUCGAAAACUCAAGUUUUCCUUCAGAGAAAACUUAGAAGAUGAAUAUGAACCAAGAAGAAGAGAUCAUAUUUCUCAUUUUAUUUUGCGUCUUGCUUAUUGUCAGUCAGAAGAUCUUAGACGCUGGUUUAUUCAACAAGAAAUGGAUCUCCUUCGAUUUCGAUUCAAUAUUUUACCCAAGGAUAAAGUUCAAAGUUUUUUAAAGGAUAGCCAUUUGCAGUUCGAGGCUAUAAGCGAUGAAGAGAAGCAUCUACGAGAACAGGAGAUUAUGACCUCAUCACCAAGUUUAAGUGGGACUAAGUUAGAGUUGGAGUCAGUUUAUAAGAUCCCUUUUGCUGAUGCUCUGGAUUUGUUCCGAGGAAGGAAAGUCUAUUUGGAAGAUGGCUUUGCUUACGUACCACAUAAGGACAUUGUGGCAAUCAUCCUGAACGAAUUUAGAGCCAAACUCUCCAAGGCUUUGGCAUUAACAGCCAGAUCCUUGCCUGCUGUGCAGUCCGAUGAAAGACUUCAGCCUCUACUUAACCACCUCAGCUUUCUACCAAAUCUUUCCCACCUUGCAUGCGUCAGUUACAUAAAGCCUUGCGGGAAAAUCACCAUCUUCGUCAUGGAGGCCGAAUGCAGUAUGGUCUGUUCCUGAAGGGCAUUGGUUUAACAUUGGAACAGGCGUUGCAGUUCUGGAAGCAAGAAUUUAUCAGGGGAAAGAUGGAUCCA